Equus caballus (horse) is the source of this 1141-nucleotide messenger RNA. RefSeq names its product BPI fold-containing family A member 1. The record is from RefSeq and is a predicted model, not a curated record. Lineage: Eukaryota; Metazoa; Chordata; Mammalia; Perissodactyla; Equidae. Gene Ontology annotation, biological process: surfactant homeostasis; antimicrobial humoral immune response mediated by antimicrobial peptide; immune response in nasopharyngeal-associated lymphoid tissue. Gene Ontology annotation, molecular function: lipid binding.
AUUCUGAAUUAUCUAGAAACCCAUCAUCUGAUCGCACAUUUCCUGAUUCCCACACUAUAAAAGAGGCUGCCUCAGCAGAAGCGAACAGGAGAGGGAAGAGGAGACCAGGACAGCCGCCAGGACCUCUGAGAAGCCCAGAUACAAAGAGAGAAGAUGUUUCAAAUUAGUGGCCUCAUGGUCUUCUGUGGGCUGCUGGCCCAGGCUACUGCCCUGCUGGGAGCUCUGCAAGCACCCCUGGACCCAACCCUGCCCUUGGCUGUGACUCCAGACCUGGACCUCAGUCUCACAGAUUUUUCUGGAAGCUUGACUAGUGCUCUCAGCCAUGGCUUGCUCUCUGAGGGUCUGUUGGGCAGUCUCGAAAAGCUUCCACUCUCGGAUGCACUGAAGACUGAAGGAAUCACUUCCAGAGGCCUGUUUAAGGGACUGCUUGGGAGAAUAGCUUCAGGAAUGCCUUUCCUGAACAUCAUUGAUGUGAAGAUCACUAAUCCCCAGAUGCAGGAUCUUGGCCUUGUCCAGAGCCCUCAUGGCCGUCGUCUCUAUAUCACCAUCCCUCUGCUCAUGAGACUCAAUGUGAAUGUGCCCCUGAUUGGAAGUCUGUUAAAGCUGGCUGUGAAGCUAAAUAUCAGUGCAGACAUCUUACCUUCGAAAGAUGAACAGCAGAACAUCUACAUGGUCCUUGACAGCUGCACUUACUCCCCUGGCAGCCUGGAAAUCUCCGUGCUUGAAAGAUUUGUCCCCGUGCCCUUUAAAGGCCUCUUCAAAAGCCUCAGCAAGAUCCUUCCUGGGCUGGUGAAGGACAAGGUAUGUCCUCUCCUCAAAGAGGUUCUCAGAAGCUUGGACACCACCCUGUUGGAGGCCACUGUUGAUACGAUGUUCUAUGGGCUGGAAUUUGCCACUAAGGUCUAGGCCUUCCAGGAAGGGACAGAUCUCUGCUAAGCUGAACCAUUUCCUGCUGUUCAAUACACUCCCUGACCAUCUUCUGAGGGCUCAGAAAAUGUUGUUCCAUGUUCUGGACAAUGAUGUGGUCAUUGUUGGAGAACCAGAGCAGCAUUCUCUCUGAGGAAACUGCUCCCUUUCCUUUCUCACUAGACGUGUGUUAUAUUCCAUGUUCCUCACCAAAUAAAAUUGCUCUUCCCCUGCA